AUGACAAACUCAGAUUUGAAUCCCAUUUUCAUCUUCCUCCUUCUCCUUGUUUCUUUUCAUCAUCAUUACAGUACUGCAGAACCACAGCCGGGAAAACAACUAUCGUUUCCUCACAGGUCUCCGACAACUUUAUGGGAUGUGGCGUCGGUUAGUGUAAUUGUUGGAGCCAUCUUUGCAACACUUCUCUUAAUUUUCAUCUUCUUGUUGUUGCUCCUGCGCCGCUACUUACCGUCUCAGUCAUCAAAAUGUGAAGCUGCCAUUGGUAUAAAUCCUCAACUACUCAAAACUUUUCCAAUUGUAUUGUACUCUUCCGUAAACAAACAUGUUAAGGAAGGUGAUGAAGGUACUCUACCAUGUGCUGUGUGUCUCGCUGAAUUUGAUGAUAAUGAUACCAUUCGUGUGUUACCUCGAUGUGAUCAUUUCUUUCAUCCAACAUGUAUUGAUGCUUGGCUUUCUACUCAUGUUACAUGUCCUGUUUGUCGGACCAACCUCGACGGUGGCCCUGGAAUUGAAUCGGUAAAUGAAUUUGUGAAGAUAAAUGAGCCUGAUGCUUUAGUAGCAGAAGGUGCAAGGGAGGAUUGUUUGAAGUUAACCGAGGAUAGAAAUGUUGGCUUCAAGUAG
Vicia villosa (hairy vetch) is the source of this 621-nucleotide messenger RNA. Its product is annotated as E3 ubiquitin-protein ligase ATL6-like. The coding region runs from base 1 to 621 and encodes 206 amino acids. The record is from RefSeq and is a predicted model, not a curated record. NCBI's taxonomy places the organism in Eukaryota, Viridiplantae, Streptophyta, Magnoliopsida, Fabales, Fabaceae. The transcript is spliced from 2 exons.